Caenorhabditis remanei is the source of this 345-nucleotide messenger RNA. RefSeq lists its product as uncharacterized. NCBI's taxonomy places the organism in Eukaryota, Metazoa, Nematoda, Chromadorea, Rhabditida, Rhabditidae. The transcript has 3 exons. The record is from RefSeq and is a predicted model, not a curated record. Bases 1 to 345 code for a protein of 114 amino acids.
AUGUCACAGUCGUCGACAAUAUGUACCACAUUGGUAUUAUUCUUGUUUUGUAGCUUUGUAUCAACUGCUCCAAUAAUUUCUUCACAAAUGCCACAUCAAAUGACGAAUAAGAUUGAAAAAUCUUGGACAGACGAGCGUCUUUGCGUUUUGAAAAUGGGAUCAUCUUGUCCGAGCGGAUUUAAAGAAGAUCAACUGAGGCUAUCGGUCCAGUCAUACGUGAACCCUGAGGACACUGCAAAAAACGGGGACAAGCUGAUCAUAGAAGGUCAAGGCGGAGAAACAUCUUUGCAACGGAAUAAUUAUGAUUCUCUGUAUAUUCUAACGAUUACUACAUGCUGCAAAUAG